Messenger RNA from Rhipicephalus sanguineus (brown dog tick), 2793 nucleotides. RefSeq lists its product as uncharacterized. The transcript is spliced from 3 exons. The record is from RefSeq and is a predicted model, not a curated record. The coding region runs from base 1 to 2793 and encodes 930 amino acids. Lineage: Eukaryota; Metazoa; Arthropoda; Arachnida; Ixodida; Ixodidae.
AUGCCUUCGGACAACGCUUCGGGCGAGGGUGCUUCGGGAGCUAAGCCUAGCGUCUCAAACGUGUUCAUGGGCCGGCUGGGCAAUAUAGAAGAGUUUUCUCCUGACAACGCGGCAGCCUGGCCUACAUACCUCGAACGCCUACAGUUCUAUUUCACGUCGACUGGUGUGGUUGAGGAGCAGCAGCAACGGGCAGUGCUGUGCAGCGUUUGUGGUCCGGCUACGUACGCCAUCCUUCGCACGUUGUGUUCUCCGGCGACGCCGGCUGAGACGCCGUAUGCGGACAUUGUUUCCAAGCUCACGCACCACUUCACGCCAACGCCUUCGGUGAUUGUACAGCGUUUUACGUUUCACAAACGCUGUCAGCAGCCGGGUGAAAGUAUCGCGGAUUUUGUUGCGGACUUGCGCCGACUCUCCAAGCACUGCGAGUUCGGUGUCACCCUGGAGGACAUGCUCCGCGAUCGUCUAGUCUGCGGCGUUCGUGACGAAGGGCUGCAACGGCGUCUCCUGGCUGAGACUGCGUUGGAUUUCAAGAAGGCGUACGAAAAGGCCGUCGCUGCCGAGUAUGCGACGAGGCAAACGGAAACCAUCAGGGGAGCGUUGCCGACAGCGUCCGAGUUACAUCGGAUGGGUCAAGCACCAAAGGCGGACAAGCCGGGCGGUAAACAAGAGCGUUCCAAGGAAUCAAGAACCGGGCGGUGUUCCCGCUGCAGCGGUGACCACGACGCUACGAACUGUGGUUUUCGCUCUGCAGUGUGUCAUUUCUGCAAGCGGAAAGGUCACAUUGUUCGUGCCUGCCGUCAAAAGGAAGAGGCAAGAAGCAAGGCAACGAGUGGCAAUAAGCGCCCAGGCAACUUGGGUCACUCAGGAGUGUACGGACUUUACCACAUUGCUAGUGGAUUGCCAGCGUUUAUGGCUAACGUCAUUGUGAACGGACACCAGGUAUCGAUGGAAGUGGACUCUGGAUCCGUUUGUUCUAUUGUCAACUUGAGGACAUUGAGCAAGCUGGGAAUCUCGAAGAAGGCGCUACGACCAAGUUCCAAGGGAGUGCGGACGUACACACAGCAGCCUGUUUGUGUCGUGGGCGAAGUGGAAGUUCCUGUUAAGUACAACAGUAGAGAGGGCAAACUACCCCUGCUCGUCACGAAAGGGUCGGGAAUCAGUAUCCUGGGGAGAGACUGGUUCCGACCGCUAGGCAUAACACUGGAGGGACUGCACCAGCUCAGCGGAGCCCCAGCUUCCAAAAGUUCCAGUCGAGAAGUCCAACCAGCUGCACGCAACCCGAGCAAGGUGGUGACAAGCGUAAAAAAUCUGCUGCAGGAUUAUCCAGAUGUGUUCAAACCUGGGCUGGGCAAGACCAGGGGUCUUCCUGUGCGGAUCUUAGUGGAUGAGCAGGCCACACCCAAGUUUCACAAGCCACGGCAAGUACCUUUCGCGCUACUGCCCAAGGUGGAGGAAGCCAUCGAACAGUUGGUCGAGCAAGGCAUUUACGUUCCCAUUAAGCAUUCCCGCUGGGCGACGCCAAUUGUGCCGAUUCUGAAGAAGAACGGAAAAAUGAGAAUUUGCGGGGACUACAAGGGAACACUCAACCCAGUCGUCAAGUGGGAGACGUAUCCGCUUCCAACUCCAGAACAACUGCUCGCAAGAGUGGGAGGAUGUGCAGUGUUUUCUCGGCUGGACUUGGAUCAAGCUUAUCAGCAACUCUGUGUCGAUGAGGACACCGCCAUGCUGCAGACCGUGACAUCUCACAAGGGCCUGUUCAAGGUGACGCGAUUGCAGUUUGGUGUGGCAGUCGCCGUAGCCAUCUUUCAACGUUAUAUGGAAGGACUAUUGAACGGACUGGAAGGGGUUCAGUGCUUUCUGGAUGACAUCCUAAUUGGUGGAAGAACAGUUGCUGAGCAUGACGAACGGCUGCGCAAAAUGCUGCAGCGUAUCCAAGACGACGGGCUUCGCCUGAACGCCGAGAAGUGUGCAUUCAGGGACAAGGAAGUGACGUACCUGGGGUACCGUGUCAACAAGGACGGAGUAAGUCCUUUGCGUGAAAAAGUGGAAGCCAUCAAGCAAGCUCCGGAACCGAAGAACAAGAAGGAGCUGCAGUCGUUCUUGGGAGCCUUAAAGUUUUAUGGCCGCUUCUUGAAAGGAGCGUCACAUGUCUUGGAACCACUUCACCGCCUCCUGGACAAGGACAAGGCAUGGAGUUGGACUGAGACGGAAGCGAAGGCAUACCAAGAUGCCAAGAGCCUGCUGGAAUCAUCAGCCGUCUUAGCACACUAUGAUGUGACACGUCCCAUAAGGCUGGCCUGCGACGCGUCUCCGUGCGGGCUGGGUGCGGUACUGAGCCAAGUGCCCGAGGAAUUCCGUCCUUUGGUGGCCAGGAAGAACGAACUGUCCACCUACCGAAAUUGUGUGCUGUGGGGAUCUCGUGUUGUGAUUCCAAGUUCUGCACAGGCCCAGGUCCUAGACAUCCUACACACCACGCACCCAGGCGUAGUACGGAUGAAAGGUCUUGCACGCCGCACCGUGUGGUGGCCGGGCAUCGACAAUCACAUAGAGCGCAAGGUACCUGGCUGCCAAGCGACGCUGUGUAUGCACGGAACUAUCAAGGUGGCACCAAGUGGGUCACCGGGUCCAUUGCUUCAGUCACCGGACCCCUUUCUUACCAAGUUCGUCUGUCCGACGGUAGCUUAUGGCGAAGACACGUCGAUCAGCUCCGCAACCCGGCCAGCCCACUGGACCUCGGUGAAGCUGACAGUGAUACUUGUGGAAACUCAGCCGAUGGUGAUGACCUCGCUGUGA